CAACCGUCCGAUUGGAAGCUUGCGGCCGGAUGCACCGUGACCUCCUUUAUAUGCGCUUCUAGACGCGAGUCGAAGCAUCCAAUCCAACCAAAUCCUGCGUGUCCGUACUCUGCUUCCCCUCCGGCCACGGCGGCGCUGCUCUCCGAAAUCUCUAGGCGACGAAUCGAAUCGAGCAGGUAGAGGAGGAACCAGGCGGCCAUGGCUGAGCACCUGGCGUCCAUCUUUGGCACGGAGAAGGACCGCGUGAACUGCCCCUUCUACUUCAAGAUCGGCGCGUGCCGGCACGGCGACCGGUGCUCCCGCCUGCACAACAAGCCGUCCAUCUCGCCGACGCUGCUGCUCUGCAACAUGUACCAGCGCCCGGACAUGAUCACCCCGGGCGUGGACGCGCAGGGCAACCCCAUCGACCCGGAGCGGAUCCAGGAGGACUUCGAGGACUUCUACGAGGACAUCUUCGAGGAGCUGAGCAAGCACGGCGAGAUCGAGAGCCUCCACGUCUGCGACAACCUCGCCGACCACAUGAUCGGGAACGUGUACGUGCAGUUCCGGGAGGAGGAGCAGGCCGCCAGCGCGUUGCAGGCGCUGCAGGGCCGCUACUACUCGGGCCGCCCCAUCAUCGCCGAGUUCUCGCCGGUGACGGACUUCCGGGAGGCCACCUGCCGCCAGUUCGAGGAGCACAGCUGCAACCGCGGCGGGUACUGCAACUUCAUGCACGUGAAGCAGAUCGGCCGGGACCUGCGGCGGAAGCUGUUCGGCCACCUGCACCGGUUCCGCCGGAGCCACAGCCGGAGCAGCCGCAGCCCGAGCCCGUACCGCCACCGCCGGAGCUCGUCGCGGUCGAGGGACCGCGACGACGACUAUGACUACUACUACCACUACCGUAGUGGCAGUGGCAGCCGGAGGAGCAGCGAGAGGCACCGCAGCCACGACAGCGACGGGAGCCGCCGCCGGCGCGGGCGGUCGAGGAGCCGGAGCCGGAGCCCGGUGAGGGAAGGCAGCGAGGAGCGGAGGGCGCGGAUCGAGCAGUGGAACCGCGAGAGGGAGGCCGCGCAUGUGUGAGCAGAGCAGGUCCUGUGGGCUGUGGCUUGCCGGCUGCAGUUUGCCGCUGUGAUGGUGUUGGCUUGGUUAGUUUGCCAGGUCGCUGAUCUUGUGAACUAGUAAUUAGUCAGUAUCAGGUCGUAAAUUGAACUCAAAAUUUGGGGUUUUUAAUUGUGACCAAAUUGAACUUGUGGUUGUCGGUGAACUCGCUCUGGAUGUAUUGUUGGAACCUAAUUGCCUGUUCUGUUUCAGGAUGAGCUUGUGCUAA
Molecule: messenger RNA, 1306 nt
Organism: Panicum hallii
Lineage: Eukaryota; Viridiplantae; Streptophyta; Magnoliopsida; Poales; Poaceae
Product: splicing factor U2af small subunit A-like
Exons: 2
Coding region: 199-1059 (286 amino acids)
Biological process (GO): mRNA splicing, via spliceosome
Cellular component (GO): spliceosomal complex; U2AF complex
Molecular function (GO): pre-mRNA 3'-splice site binding; metal ion binding
Source: RefSeq, a predicted model, not a curated record